AUGGAAACGUCAGCAGGAAGCGGUUGCGUCUUCAGGCUUUCGGAUCCAUCCAAUAGCAACAGCAGCAUUGGAGCGGAGAUUCGUACUCUGCUUCCUGAUAUGAACCCGCCUGAAUGGGCGCUGGAUGUUGACACAUCGACUCCGCAAAACGCACCGGUCAGCUUUGCAAUUCGGUCUGGUGUUCUCAAGGAGUUGAUUGAGGAUCUGGAAUGGCCUGGUGCCAGUGUUCGAAUCUCCAUCAGCCCCCAGCCAGCAGGAGUGACGUUUUUGGCACAAGGCCAUGGUGACUUACAGGUUGAUCUCCUUGUUGGGCGGUGCAACAACCUUUUUGUUGACUUCAAAUGUCACCGGCCUGUUUCAUUCCUGUAUCGCUACAAGCAUCUCAGUGCAGCAACUGCUAGCAUUCCUGCUGCUGUUCUAAAGGAAAACCAUGCGAGUAAACUGACAAUCGACCGUCAUGGCCUGUUGAGAGUGCAGCAUGUUGUGAAUAUGCGAGCCACUGGGCCUGGUGGAAGAAAUGCUAAUGAUGCUCCAGAUGCAUUUGGAGUGGGCAGUCUUCCUGCCUUUUCUCAACCAACCCAGGAUGGGGCUAGGAGCCAAACUCAGCAGAAUAGGAGUGCAAGGACAUCAUUUGUAGAGUUCUUUGUUGCUCCACAGGAGGAGGAUUAUGAGCCAUCAACUCCGUUGACCAGAGUGAUCUGCUGCAUCCCGCCUUCCUCCAUGGCGACUGCGACUGCUCGCUCGUUGGUCUGCGCGCAUUUCACCGCCGCGCAACUCUCCUCUGCAGAGGGAGAGUCGUCCUCUCUAAAGGCUUUCGCCAAGUCCGUGAAGUCGAACGGUCUCUCUGCGGUCCCCCACAGCCGCAAGUCUGUCGCGAAUCGUCGCAGGACCUGUGCGAAUGGGAGCAGCAGUCGCAGAAGACAGCCAGUGAUGGCGGCGGCAGGCGACGGUGCGACGAAGAAGUGUCGCAUCACGCUGCUGCCGGGCGACGGAAUCGGCCCUGAGAUCAUGGCAGUGGCUGUGAAGCUGCUCAAGGCUCUCGGCGAAUUGGAAGGCAUCACCUUUGAGUUCCAGGAGGCUCUGGUCGGAGGUGCGGCCAUCGACGAAUUCGGCGUGCCUCUCCCCGAAUCAACCCUCGCCACGUGCCGCGACAGCGAUGCCGUUCUGCUCGCUGCCAUUGGAGGGUACAAGUGGGACACCCUGCCCGCAGAUCUCCGCCCUGAGCGCGGGCUGCUGGGGCUGCGCGCGGGGCUCGGCGCAUUCGCUAAUCUGCGCCCCGCCACCGUCUUCCCCCAGCUGAUCGAGGCGUCGUCGUUGAAGCGCGAGGUGGUGGAGGGCGUUGACAUCAUGGUGAUUCGCGAACUUACGGGCGGAAUCUACUUCGGGGAGCCCAAGGGCUUCGGACAGGAUGCAGAGGGCAACAGGACAGGCUUCAACACCAUGAUCUACUCCGCUCCUGAGAUUGACCGGAUUGCACGGGUGGGGUUUGAGGCGGCGCGCAAGCGCAGCGGGCGGCUGUGCUCCGUGGAGAAGUCGAACGUGCUGGAGGUGUCGCAGCUGUGGCGCGAGCGCGUGACAGCCAUCGGGGCAGAGGAGUACCCGGACGUGGAGCUGUCGCACAUGUAUGUGGACAACGCCGCCAUGCAGCUCAUCCGCAACCCGCGCCAGUUUGACACCAUCGUCACCAGCAACAUCUUUGGGGAUAUCCUCUCCGACGAGGCGUCCAUGCUGACGGGGUCUAUCGGCAUGCUGCCCUCCGCCAGCAUUGGCUCUGAUGGCCCGGGCAUCUAUGAGCCGGUGCACGGUUCGGCACCGGACAUUGCGGGGCAGGACAAGGCUAACCCGAUGGCACAGGUGCUCUCAGCCGCCAUGAUGCUGCGCUACGGGCUCAACCUGCCACGUGGCGCUGACCUAUUGGAGGCUGCUGUCAUGAGUACUCUGGAGGCCGGGUACAGGACUGGCGACAUUGCUUCUCCUGGCAUGGAGGUGGUGGGGUGCAACGAAUUCGUCCCCGCCACUGCCGCCACUGCCGAUUCAGCCGCCACCGCUGCAGCAGCAUCAGCAUUAUUCGCUCUGGUCGUCUGCUGCUCGCCCGCGCUCGCCGCUCCUGCCGCGUCUCCCCAGGAAAUCGGCCUUCCUCACGCCACAGCGUUUCCAACUUCCCUCUCUACAACCUCGACCAUACCUCUCGCUACAGUCACCCAGGCUCCUCCGCUCGCUACAGCGUCGGCAAUGAGCGGCAGCGGAGUGGAGUGGGAAGUGCUGGUCCCGUCGCUGGUGGGGGUGACGCCCUCUAGUGCCCUCCUCGCCGCCACCGCCGCUGCAGGCGCGCUGGGACUCGGCUUCGCGCUGUUCAUCGCUGUGGGGGUGCUGUUCCAGCCACGGUGGAUCAUCACCUGGGUGCGGCAGAACCAGCCCCACAUACUCUUCGAACACGUCACCAAAGAUCGCCUGGUUGCUCUGACGAUCGAUGAUGGGCCGAAUGGAGACACGACCUACGAGCUGCUGGAUAUUCUCAAGGAGCACGGGUGCACGGCCACGUUCUUCGUGAUUGGAUCCAACAUCGACCGAUACCCCAGCAUAGUGGAUCGCAUGCAUGCUGAAGGCCACGAGGUGGGCAACCAUAUGACAGAGGACAAACCCAGCUGGCGCCUGUCAGCGGGCGAGUUUGAGUCGUCACUACUGGAAGUGGAUGCCAAGCUCCACCACUACUUCCGACGAGACGCUGCUGGAAAACCUGUCAAGUGGUUCAGACCGGGCCAUGGGUGGUACACCAAGCGCAUGCGGCAGCAGGCACAACGGCACGGAUACAACGUGGCGCUGGGCUCUGUGUUCCCCGUGGACCCGCUUUUCAAGGACAGCAGCCGCCCCCUUGCCGCCUACUGUCUCUGGAAGGUGUACCCAGGUGCUAUUAUUAUCCUGCACGACCGGCCCCAGCAGGGAACACAAACCGUUGAGAUUCUGCGGAUGAUGCUGCCAGAGCUGAGAAGGCAGGGCUAUCAGGUGGUCUCGCUCUCGCACCUUGUUAAAGGGCUACACUCCCACCCCCCCUCGCCUCACUCCCACACCUCCUCUCCUCCUCAAUCCCUUCUCUCCGCUCUGCCAGCAUCCCCCUCCUCUGCUUCCCAUCCCCCACCUGCCAACCAUGCAUGUCUCUCGUCUCCCCAGGAUGGCGCGGCACGGGUGCUCUGGACGAAGAGGGUUCUGGCGUCAGCGCAGCGCAAAACCAGCAGCCCGUUAACAUACAAGCAGCCAGAGCUGAAGAUCGACACCAUGGACUGGACCGUAAAGCACGCGCGGCUAGGCGGCGACCCGUUGAACGGCUUCGACGUGUUCCUCACAGGCGUGCUGACUUUCAACGCGCUCAUCUACAAUCCCAACGCGUAUGGACUCAAGAUCAACGCCAUCUAUGUGCACGCGGAAUACAACAACACGUUUCUCGGCAAUUCCAAGCUUCCCCCCAUGAACGUGUACCCGUUAAAGUCAUCCCCAGUAAAAGCACCCUUCAACCUGGUGAAUAUCCCUAUGAAGAGGGGAUGGCGGAUAUACCAGAAGGGGGAUGUGCUUGCAACGAAGAUUGACAUUCAAGGAUUUGGUGACAAGGUUCCCUUGCUCUCACAUUCGCCUGGUGCGUGGAUCCUGCUUGCAUGCAGCAUUUUAUGUGAAUUUUGA
This is a messenger RNA of Closterium sp. Naga37s-1, 3672 nucleotides long. NCBI's taxonomy places the organism in Eukaryota, Viridiplantae, Streptophyta, Zygnematophyceae, Desmidiales, Closteriaceae. The record is from the annotation of a GenBank genome assembly.